Fonsecaea multimorphosa CBS 102226 is the source of this 963-nucleotide messenger RNA. RefSeq lists its product as uncharacterized. NCBI's taxonomy places the organism in Eukaryota, Fungi, Ascomycota, Eurotiomycetes, Chaetothyriales, Herpotrichiellaceae. The transcript has 2 exons. Gene Ontology annotation, biological process: regulation of transcription by RNA polymerase II. Gene Ontology annotation, cellular component: mediator complex. Gene Ontology annotation, molecular function: transcription coregulator activity. The coding region runs from base 1 to 963 and encodes 320 amino acids. The record is from RefSeq and is a predicted model, not a curated record.
AUGCCGUCCUUACCGACUCCUGCGCACAGUGUAACGGGCACGUCGUCUGGUUUUGACAUGGCCGAUGAUAUCGAUCAGCAUCGGGAUAAGCGGCAGAGACUGGAUUCGGAUAGAGAUCAAGAGGCGGAUCAAAUGGAGGUAGAAUCACUUCGAGAGGCCACAAAUCACGACCGGAACGAUGAGAUGGAAAUAGAGGGUGUCAAGGGAAAAAGCGCCGAACUUGGAGAAAAUGAGCAGGCUGCAGAGCUAAUGGUGGAUGAGAAGACCCUGGAGCAACUACAGAAAGAUAUGGGCGAAGCCUUUCUUCUCUGCAGAUCCAAAGUUGAGCGCCAGAAACCGAAUCCGCAGCAGCAUUUGUUGGCGUUGUACGGGCUGGGCCCCUUAUUGCACAGUGUCGCUCGUACCGAUCCAAGGACCGGCGAGAAAAUUAACAAGCUACGGAAAUCGUACGAAGGCCAAAUCAAGGGAUUCGCUUUGGCUGGGCGGAACAAGCCGGUCAAGGGUGAACGCAACGUGGAAGAAGAUCAACCCGGACCGUUACGGCGCAUGGCUGGCUCGUCGCCUUGGGGUCUUCAACCGGAUGAGCAGUGGAAUGCAGAGCACGCGAAAUCCAGCAUUGAAGUGACGGCAGACUUCAGAGCCAAGUUGAAACAAGCCGUGCAAAUGCAGCCAGGAACAGUUCGGAAUAACGCCCACUGGGAGGAUAUGCUCGGAUUCGACAAGCCGAAGCCCAAUGUGGCUCCAGCGCCGCAGCCAAUGUCUCGACCGAUUGCAAAUGGUGUGGUACGACAACCUCAACAGCCUUCUGCAGAAGCAAAAAGACAGACUCGGGGGAAAAAGCGGAGUUAUGGUGAUGACAGUUUUGUCGGGUACGGGGAGGGUUAUUCGGAUCCUGAAGAUGGUGAUGGCGACGAAUACGGCAGCCAGAGGAAACGGAAAAAGGUGACAGCUACGGAGUACUGA